AUGAAUGAAGUGAUGGGAAGAAGUAAAAGCAGGAGCCACUGUCAGUCGUUUGUUCUUGGAGCCUUCUCAUUCAGCAAAGAGGGGCAACAGACUGACGGAGUUUUGCGAAGCUUCGAAGGAGAAGGCGAAGCAAUAGUAGUAUUCGGAGCAGCAAAGGUUCGUCUGUCUGUUCACGUUGCAGCAGCAUCCAUCCCUUCCCCUCUACAUUCAACAUCAUCAUUUGCUGUAUUGAUUCAUCGCGCAGCACUGCUUGAGUCCCAUGCAAGAGAAUAA
Messenger RNA from Thelazia callipaeda (thelaziosis nematode), 273 nucleotides. The record is from the annotation of a GenBank genome assembly. NCBI's taxonomy places the organism in Eukaryota, Metazoa, Nematoda, Chromadorea, Rhabditida, Thelaziidae.